UGUGAGUGAUCUUCUCUACUCUGGAGUCGAUUUAUCACUCCACAUAGAUUCUUUAGCGCUCGCCAGUGCUAUCUGUUUCUUUGGAGGCAUUGAAGGAGAUUUUUUUCUUCGAUUUUCUCAAAUGCUCGAUCGGUUUCUCUAGUCUGCAGGGUUUGGAUUUAUUUCUACGCUCACAGGAGUCACACUAAAAUCCAUUACACAAGGAACCAAGGAUUUUUCUCUGAUGUAAAUGCUUUUGAUGCAGUGGAGGAAAGAUCUUUGUUUCAUCACACCUGGGAAGAUCUGGAAGCUUUCGAGAGCAAAUUGGAGCAAUCUAACUGCGACCAAUCCAUCCUCAUCCAGGACAACAGUGCCGAGGAGUUUCUCUCGGAUCCAAGAGCAAAAGAAGAACAGAUCCGACAUACUCGCGGCAUUGAAAGUGUGCUCGAGCUUGCGAGACUUGGAUCGAGGCAAGAGAAUUCACUCGAAAGCGAUCGAGGCCAGCGUCCACACCGACAUCCACGUCGCAACCACGCUGAUCGACAUGUACUGCAAAUGCGGGAGUACCAGCGACGCUCGCAGAGUUUUCGAGUGUAUGAGCCACCGUGACGCCUUCUGCUGGAACUCUCUCAUGCAGGGAUACGUCUCCAACGGUGAUGAAGAGGUUGCUUUGGAGCUCUACGCUUCCAUGCGAUCUUCUUCUCCAGGCUCUUGCUUUCCAAAUUCUCGGACUUUCGUUGCUGCUCUAAUGGCCUGUUCUAGCCUCGCAGAGAAGGAAGAAGGAAAGGUGGUGGAAGGCAAAGUGGUGAAAGCCAGGUGCUUGGAAAGAGGGAUGGCUCUACACGCGGAUGCAAAGGAGGCAGGCUGCGAGUCUCACACUUUUGUGGAGAAUUCGCUGGUGGACAUGUACGCGAAGUGUGGAAGCUUGGCUCGAGCUCGGACGGUUUUCGAGGGGAUGUUUUGCCGGAGUGUGGUGUCAUGGACGGCUUUAAUCCAGGGAUAUGUGGAGCACGGUGAAAGCGAGGUGGGCUUAGAGAUCUUCGAUCGAAUGCUGGAAGAAGGCUGUGCAGCAGAUGCUCGGACUUACGUCGCUGCUCUCACGGCUUGCUCGAGUCUAGCAGCAGCGAGGGAAAAGAAAGAUCUGGACGAAGAAGUCGUGAAGAAAGGGACUGGGAUUCACUCUCGAGCUUCGAAGGCGGGCUGCGACUCGGACUUGUUCGUGGCAACUGCUCUGGUGGAGAUGUACUCCAAGUUUGGGAAGAUGGUGGAAGCCCGAGAGGUUUUCGACAGUAUGAAGCAGCACGACGUGGUUUCGUGGAACUCUUUGAUCCUUGGCUACGCCGAAAACGGGGAACCCGACGUUGCUCUCGAGCUCUUCUCUCACAUGAGCUGUGAAGCCGAUGCCCGAACGAUGGUGGCGGCACUGACGGCCUGUGGAAGCUCGGCAGCGCUGGAAGCUGGCAAGAAAGUCGACGACGAAGCGAAGAAGAAGACGAUCGUAUCCAAGCCAAAGUCUCUGGAGAAGGCUUUAGCUCUGUGCUCUCAGGCCGCGAAGAAAGGCCUGGACUCGCAGCUCUUUGUCGGCAACGCUCUCAUCACGACUUUCGCAAAGUGUGGAAGCAUGGACAACGCUCGCAGGGCCUUCGAGAGGAUCUCCCAGCGCGACGUGGUCUCGUGGACGGCUCUCAUCCUCGGCUAUGCCGACAACGGCGAGGCCGAGCAAGCUCUAGAACUGUUUUCCCGGAUGGAUGCCGAGAGCUGCAACAAAAACGCUCUAACUUACGCUGCCGGGAUCACAUCCUGCGGGAAACUCAUCGCCGCAAACACCACUGCUCGACAGCUCCACGCCCGAAUUUGCGAGUUUGGUUUCGAGAGCAACGCCGCGGUCGCAAGCUCGCUGCUCGAGUUCUACGCCAAGUCUGGAAGGAUAGAGAUCACGCAGCAGAUCUUCGAGACGCUCGACAGGCCUGGAGCUCUCGUUUGGAACUCGCUCCUGGCUGGCUAUAGUCGACAGGGAGACUCCAGUCGAGUUUUCGAGAAACUCUCCUCCAUGCAAGAAGAAGGAUGUAAGGAAAACUCCGGGACGUUCCUCGCCAUCCUCACAGCUUGCAGUCACUCGGGCUUGAUCGACAAAGGCGAGCGCUACUUCCAAGCAAUGUCUCGAGAGUUUGGGAUCCGGCCGGGGAUUGAUCACUACCACUGCAUGGUGGAUCUUUUCGGACGAGCAAACCGGUUUGAUCGAGCGCUGGCCUUGAUCGAAACCAUGCCGGUGGAAGCGGAUGAAGUUACGUGGACGAUCUUGCUGGGAGCGUGUCAAAAGUGGAAGAACGUGGAAGUUGGAAAGAUCGCGUUUGAGAAGCUGCUAAGUUUUGACAGGCAAAGAUCUUCUCCUUUUGUGUUGAUGGGAAACAUCUAUGCGAGCACUCAAGAACAAGAACUUCCCAGAGUAUAGAUACAGUAUCAAUACGAACUUCCAGUACAAUAUUAACACUAAGAAUUCCAAU
This is a messenger RNA of Selaginella moellendorffii, 2483 nucleotides long. RefSeq names its product pentatricopeptide repeat-containing protein At2g13600-like. Gene Ontology annotation, biological process: RNA modification. The transcript is spliced from 3 exons. Lineage: Eukaryota; Viridiplantae; Streptophyta; Lycopodiopsida; Selaginellales; Selaginellaceae. Bases 230 to 2431 code for a protein of 733 amino acids. Gene Ontology annotation, molecular function: protein binding; RNA binding. The record is from RefSeq and is a predicted model, not a curated record.